GGCUCGCAGCUGGUUUCCGCUUCCGCGGACGGGUCCAUGCGGAUUUGGAACGUGGGCAAUCGACAGCUGCAGGGGGUGCUGUUGGGCCAUGCAAGCGGGGUGGUGGCUGCGGCCUUUGCGCCGUGCGGCAACGUCCUGGCCUCCGCGGCAAGUGACAACACGGUGCGGUUGUGGGAUCCGCGCAUCGCAUGUGAGGGUGGAAGCGUGGAGGAGGCUGCUGCCAGCCACAUGGAUUGCGUCACGUGGGUGGCGUUCAGCCCCAGCGGGGCGAUGGUGGCGUCGGCGGGGCAGGACUGGACGGUGCGGCUGUGGGACCCCGAGGAUGGGAGCCACAAGGCGUUGCUGCAGGGCCACACCGACGUGGUCCGCUGCGUCGCCUUCAGCCCCAGCGGCCACCUGCUGGCCUCCGCCUCCUCCGACUGGACGGUGCGCCUGUGGGACCCGCUGGCCAAGCUGGAAACGGGGGUGCUCACGGGGCACUCGGACCGGGUGCUGGCGGUGGCCUGGGCGCCCAGCGGCCGGCUGCUGGCGUCGGCGUGCCAUGGCGGGGUGGUGAUGGUGUGGGAUGCGGUGUCGAUGAAUGUACGGCUGACGCUAAAG
Molecule: messenger RNA, 600 nt
Organism: Astrephomene gubernaculifera
Lineage: Eukaryota; Viridiplantae; Chlorophyta; Chlorophyceae; Chlamydomonadales; Astrephomenaceae
Source: the annotation of a GenBank genome assembly